AUGAACAUGGGUCCCGAUGGUGACGAGGGCUGGGAUGAAGAAGGCAGAAUGGAAGAAAUGGUUUUUAAUUUAAUGCAAGAGUUAGGCAUCGACUUUGACACAGCCAACGCUUAUUUGAUGACGUCCGAUUGGGAUUACGAGCGUGCACUCGCAAGUCAAGGUGACCAAGCCGCAGCGAUGGACGAGGGGAUUCGGAAUCGCCGGCCAGCCGCCGCUCCCGUGCCCGCUAAUAAUGACGCAGCUGUCCCUGGCCGAGCUGUACAGCCUCGCCAAGUUGGAAUACUUGAGCUGCUUUCCCGUGUGAUGGUGCUGCCCUUCUACGCCUUCUACUCGAUAUUAUGCAUUACCAGAGAUCUUUUCUUCAUGCUCAAAGCCCGUGUUUUCGGGCCUACACUCCCACCCACUGAACCUAUCGAAGAUGUGAACGAUUUUAUCGCUCGUCACGAAGAAGCCUUGGGCCCUGGUGGCGACCCAUACAACUUUAUUGCAGCUCCCUUCGUUGAGGUGAUGCGGAGAGCCAAGAGUGAGCAUCGCGUCCUGGCCGUUUUCUUCAGUUCCAAUACGGAUGAAACGCGCCGUUUCCUGGGCACUCACCUGUACGCGCCCGGCUUGAAGCCGUUGCUCGAACAAAUGCGGCCCUUGUUCUGGGGAUGCAGCAUUGAGCGCCCAGAGGGUAGAAAUGUUUCCUCCCGAAUGCAAGUCGAAUCUGCGCCGUACCUGGGACUCUUCAUUGUCACCGACUCCGUGCAAAGAUUUGCGUCAGUCACAGCCUCCGUAACACCGGAUGCUGCCUUCGAGCGGCUGUUCAAUGGAUACAACUUGGUCAGGCCACAAUUGGAUGCCCUCGUCGCGCAACGGGCUCGCCAAAGCGAAAGUGUGAUGCUACGGGAAAUGCAGGAUCGGGAGUACGAAGAGAGCAAGGCUCGCGAUCGCGAAGUAGCCGAGAAGAAGCGGAAGGAGGAGGCCGAGCGUAAGCAGCGCGAAGACGAUCAAUUGGCGCAUGAAUCACGAAAGGAGCAGCGCUAUGCGAAACUCCGCGACUACAAGGAGAACCUCCGGCAAGAGUCGAAGGAGGGGUCUGGCGAUACACGGAUUCAAGUUACAUUCCCGAACGGAACCCGUCAGAAAUAUUUGCUUGACAAGCACACAUCAGCCGAGCGCUUCUUCGAUCUGGUCUUCCAAAGCGAACCCUGCCCGUUGUACUUCAGUCUAUUUCAAGCCGUACCACGACAGGAAAUUGGAAUCGCCCCGACUUGGUAUCGCGAGAUCUGCGAGGAAAACUUGGAGGCUGGUGGCUGCACAAUUGAAGCAAUUUACCAACCACACGUAACGAUCCACGACCUUAACAUCCGAAACGGCGACAAUUUGAUGGUCCGUGAUCUCGAGGCC
Mesorhabditis spiculigera is the source of this 1389-nucleotide messenger RNA. NCBI's taxonomy places the organism in Eukaryota, Metazoa, Nematoda, Chromadorea, Rhabditida, Rhabditidae. The record is from the annotation of a GenBank genome assembly.